UCUGUUGAUGACGCACGGACAGGGAUAACAACUAAAAUAAAAACACAGCUAGCUAAUCAACUUGAAUUAUCAAAGAAUGUCUCAAAUACAGUUGUUGAGGGUUUUUCUGAACGAUAGAUUAACAGCUGCUGCUGAGGAGAUAUUUGGGGUCGUUGAAAAAACGGUAGCAGAGUAUCAGGAGGAAGUUGUCCGUCUACAGAGGCUGCUCGACAUUGUUCUUCAACCUGAGAUAAACCUACACAGAGCAGACCGCCAGCAGUGUACUCUUUCUUUCUCUGAAGAUGAGGUUCCCCCUGAGCAGCAGCAGUGUGAGCAGGAGUGGAGCCCCAGUCUGGGACAGGAGGACCCAGAGCCCAUACAGAUUAAAGAGGAACAGGAGGAACUCAGGACCAGUCAGGAGGAACAGCCGCUUAAAGGGCUUGAGGCAGAGACCAUAGAGUUCAUAUUCAAUCCUGUCUGUGUGAAAAGUGACCGUGAUGAAGACCCAACUCAGCCCUCACAUCUCUAUCAAGCCCAAAAGGAGGGAAACGGAGAGAGAGACACUCUACCUAGUACUACAACUGAAAAGAUCAAAACAGAACCUGAUGGAGACAUCUAUGUAGAAUCAGAACCAACCAGUGUCUCUCAGCCUUUCUCUACAGUAAAUCCAGACUGUUCUACAGCUCAGAGUGAAAACAGUCAAAGUGUCAGUGGUAUGGAGACUGGAGGACCUCAAUCAGGUUUUAAGUCAGUCAAAUCAAAGAGAACAAAGAUGAUAAAAGGACAAAGCUCCUGUGUCAAGAAAUCUACACAGUUGACCCUCCUGAAAUCACCCAGUCAAAGUCAUGAUACUCCCUGUUGUUGUAAGGUGUGUGACAAGUCUUUUCAUCACAUGGGUUCAUUACUUAAACACGUGAAAACUCAUAGAAAGGAUAAAGAAGGUAUUUGUGGUGUGUGUGGAAAAUGUAUGGAGUUCACAGAAAGUAUGAAAGAUCACCUCCAAACCCACAUUGCAGCUAGAUUUUGUUGUGAUGUUUGUAGUAAAUGGUUCAGCACAAACAGUAAGCUGACAGUGCACAUGAGGAGCCACACAGGGGAGAAACCUUUUUCCUGCCCUGUUUGUGGUACAUGCUUCAUGCAGAAUGGAGGUCUGAAAAUACACAUGAGAAUCCACACAGGGGAAAAGCCAUAUCGUUGUUAUUGUUGUGGACAAGGAUUCAGCACUGGCAGUGCUAUGAAAAGGCACAUUAGGAUUCACACAGGGGAGAAGCCAUUUUGCUGCCCUGAUUGUGGCAAAUCAUUCACUCGUAAGGGACAUCUAAAAAUACACAUGAUGACCCACACAGGGGAGAAACCACAUAGCUGUCCUGAUUGUGGCAAAGGGUUCAGCAUUGCCAGUAAUCUGUCAGUGCACAUGAGGAGGAUUCACACAGGAGAGAAAAGUCAAGGGAUUCAGCACUGGCACCAAUCUGAAAGUGCACAUGAGGAAUCACAGGGGAGAGACCAUACUGAUGUCCUUAUAGUAAAAGAUUAAUUUUCCAAUCGGGUACAUUGAAAAGCAAUAGGCACCAUCUAUGGCCACCAGACUAUAUCCAGCUGAUCUGUCAUUAAACCAUCAAUAUGCAUUAAAAUCACCCGUACAGCUGAUCUCAAUCGCAACCAUCGUUGGCCACCGAUUUACCGCUCCUUAACGCAGAUGUCAGCUUAUCUUUUAGUCCUGAUUGCAACCAACAUUUUUCAAGAUGAUUUUGCCCAAUGGCGGGUAUUAUCAUCGUAACAAUAUAGUCAAUUUAAAAUUGCAGGAUUAAGGGACAUUUAUCUAUUUGACAAUAUUUCCGUACAACUGAUUUCCUCGUUUACCAAGGCAAAUCUACAAUGCAAUGUAGCUUACCCUACACAUUUUAUGAAUUGAAAAAUCAUGGUGUAGGAGUAUUUAUUUGUUUCCAAUUGAUGUAAUCAAUUAAUGGUUUUACUUGUCUUAAUAGAAUAUGACUAUUUCUGACUAGGCGGGGGAAAUAUAUAUUCCUUAAAGGGGACAUUUUUUUACAACCAAAACUCUAUUUUUGGUGUAAAUAGCAUGUUAUAGAAAUUAUUGCAACCAAUAGAAUGUUAUGUACAGUACCAGUCAAAAGUUUGGACACAGCUACU
Molecule: messenger RNA, 2127 nt
Organism: Salvelinus namaycush (lake trout)
Lineage: Eukaryota; Metazoa; Chordata; Actinopteri; Salmoniformes; Salmonidae
Product: zinc finger and SCAN domain-containing protein 2-like
Exons: 2
Coding region: 77-1513 (478 amino acids)
Biological process (GO): regulation of transcription by RNA polymerase II
Molecular function (GO): DNA-binding transcription factor activity; RNA polymerase II cis-regulatory region sequence-specific DNA binding
Source: RefSeq, a predicted model, not a curated record